Messenger RNA from Triticum turgidum subsp. durum (durum wheat), 936 nucleotides. NCBI's taxonomy places the organism in Eukaryota, Viridiplantae, Streptophyta, Magnoliopsida, Poales, Poaceae. The record is from the annotation of a GenBank genome assembly.
AUGGCGGCGCCCAAGAGCCCAGGGAUCUCGACGAUCUCGACCUGCACCCCGGAGAAGGCGCGGGGCGACCACGUGUUCAAGAUCGAAGGCUACAGCCUGUGGAAGGGCCUCGGCGUCGGCAAGGUCAUCCAGUCCGCCCCCUUCGCUGUCGGCGGCUACGACUGGCGCCUCAGCUACUACCCAGACGGCUACACGGAGGGCAGCAAGGACCACGUCGCCGUCUUCCUCGAGCUCCUGAGCAAGGACGCGGAGGUGAGGGCGCUGUACCAUCUGAUGCUGAUCGAGCAGGCCGCACGGACGUCGCCAGCGCAAUUCACAUGGCCAAAACCUACGGCGCCUGUGGUGUUCAACAACCCCUCUAGUGAUGCCUUAUCCUGCUUGGACCAUUCCAUGUUCGUGAGGAGGAGCCAGAUCGAAGGGUCGGCGUACUUGUACAUCCCCGAUGACAUCCUUCUCAUUAAGUGUGACAUCACCGUUAUCAAGUUGAAGGAGGCACAGAUGCGGAAGAUCGGCAUGAGCUUUAAUAUCGAAGUGCCGCCUUCAGACUUGUUGCACAAUCUUAGAAGUUUGAUGGAUGCGAGGGAGGAAUUGGAUGUGUCUUUCAAGGUCAAAGAUGAGGUAUUCACUGCCCAUAAGGUCGUCCUCGCAAUGCGAUCGCCGGUAUUCAAGGCGGAGCUCUACGGGCCGAUGAGGGAUAAGUGUGGGCAGGGGCAGAGCAUAACCAUUAAAGACAUGGAGCCCGCUGUUUUCAAAGCACUGCUCCACUUCAUCUAUACAGAUGAGUUGCCUCCCUUGGACGACCUUCAUGAUGAUGAUGAAGAAAUGGUCAGGCAUUUGCUCGUGGCUGCUGAUAGGUAUGUCAUGGAAAGGAUGAAGUUGAUGUAUGAGAGAAAACUUUCUGAGUUUCUUGAUGCCAAGACUGAGCGGACACGUUAG